Messenger RNA from Stylonychia lemnae, 2814 nucleotides. NCBI's taxonomy places the organism in Eukaryota, Ciliophora, Spirotrichea, Sporadotrichida, Oxytrichidae. The record is from the annotation of a GenBank genome assembly.
AUGGAGGCACAAAAAUAAACAGCAUCCUAAACUCUUAAUGCUAUUUAGCAUGCAGAGCGAGUCUUGAAAAAUCAUCUGCAAAUUGAAAGUAUCUAUGAUAUCUAGAUUCCUUAGUUGGAAUUAAAGUUCGAAGAUGUAUAUGAGCUGAAAUCUCUUCUUGGAGAAGGAGCAUUCGGAGUGGUUCUUGAAGUCCAAAAUCUCAUCUCAAAUGAGAUCUCUGCGCUAAAAGUAUAUAACCAAUAAAUUAAAGUCAUUUAGAUAAUCAGCUAAAAAAAUUAGCAAGUCUUUGAUACAAUGAGAAAUGAACUUAUUGUACUUUAAGAUUUACAACACCCUAACAUUAUUAGGUUCAAAUAGGUAACUUAUAUUUUCUAAAAUGAAUUGCUAUAGAUUUUGUAUUCUAGCGACUAUGUAUUUAUUGAAAUGGAGAAGAUGAAUGAUGGUUCACUUGAGCAAUUGAUAGACAGUCUCUAUGAAAAGGGUUAAGAAAUUCUUGACGAAGAGUAUGAAGCUAAGAUUGCAGACUUUGGGCUGUCUGCUGAAUAUAAGUUCAACGUAUUCUCAGGAUAGGAAAAUAUUGAUGAAAAAAUGGGAACAAUAUUAUACAUGGCUCCCGAAUAGGCUUUAGGCUAACGUUACGGAAAGAGAAUUGAUAUGUGGGCUUGCGGUGUUAUUAUGUAUAAAGUUCUUACUGGGGAGCAUCCCUUUUAUAAGAACGGUGAUGAUGAGAAAUCAUACAUUAAUAGAAUCGCUCAUUAGGAACUAAAGACCAAAGUCUAAUUGAGUGAGCAAGCAGAAUCACUAUUUUGGAGACUAUGUUCAAAAAGUUUGUAAGAAAGGUAUUCAGUUCAUCAAGCUAUUAAGCAUCCUUGGAUCACAAGAAAUCCUUUCGAUGUUGCCCCCUUAACUCAAGGAGAAGAACUAAAAUUAAUUGAAAUCGAAUCGAUUCUAAGAAGAGCUCAGUAAGCAAUGCUGUUCUUAGGAAUAUAAAAAGUCAAUUAAAUUGGAAGUUAUCAUCCUUCACCUUCUUGUGAAAUUUCUGAGAGUUAUAAAAAAAGAAUAGAGUAGGCAAAUGAGGGAUUUUAUCUCAACAGAUCUUUUCAAAAUUAUAGUCCAAAAAGUUCUUAAUGCACAAAUGGUGGUGAGAAAGAUCUCUCUGAUAAUGAUGCAUACCUUGAUAGAAUAAACUAUAAGAAUGAUCAAUCUUCAUACAGAUAAAGUUUAAAAGAGAUUUCCAGUGAGAGAUUGAGUAUAAUGAAUGGAAUUUAGGUUAUUAAGUAGAAAAAUAAUUCUCGCCAUCGUCCACCUGCAAUAGUAAUAUCGAAAAAGAAUAUAAAUAUGGAGCCAAAAUCUGCAUAGAAAGUUAAAGGAGAUAAUGUUAUUAGCAACAUUGAUCCGAUGCAUAGAACUAUGUUUUAAAAUAACCCACAUACUGAAGAAUCUCAAGAACUAUCGCCUCUUACAUUUUUAAAUGGAUUGAAUGAGAUUAAAUAAUAAAAAAGAUCUACACUUCAAUAGGAAAAAGAUUAAUCAAAGGGAACUUCUUUUAAUUAGGAAUCCCCUAUGUUUCCCUAGAAAAUGCAUUAAUUCACUCCUUCUAUUAAUAAAAGAGCUAAUCAUAGUGGAAAAGGUAGUCUUGAUAAUAUAAAUUAGCGAACAAAUACGAGCAGCAACUCAGGGCUAAAUUCUAAUUGUAUAAACACCGAUAUAAAUAAAAUAAAAAAGUUAGAUCUAAAGACCUCAAAUAAAAAAAUUGUCAAGAAUCGUCCAAAUAAGAUUCCAAUGUCCUAGUUGUAAAUCUAACCUCAACAUAAGUCUGAAGGACAAGAGCCUGAUAAGUAAGGAUCUCAAUAAUCUAAUUAAGGAGUAAUCAAUCUCAUCAAAAUGAGUAAUUAGCACUAAGAUUCUAAAUUCAAACCAUCAAGACCUAUUUAAAAGAUCAAACCGGGGUAAAUUAGCUCAAAUAUCCUAGGAGAGGUAAAUGUAGAAUAAAAAUAAAACAGAAUCAGUCUACUGUCUAAGAAGGAUUCGAGUUCCAAUAUGUUCAUACCCAUUGAGGCUGAUGACUAUUCGUAUUGCAAGAGUAUUAUAGAUAGCCAUCCAUCAAAGAUACUACCUACCGUAGACAAUAGCAAUAUAUCAUCUUGUGAAAAUAGAAAUAUCUUAGGCCAAUCUGAAUUCUAAAAGCUUAAUCACUAACAUUUAGGUCAGUAGUAUUAGCAGUAAGUUCUACCGUAAAAUGAUGUAUUCUUUUCAUAAGCAAUUUAAAAACCAAAUAAAAGAGUCUUACUAAAUAAUAAGAAAAAACUCUCUGUGGCCAACUCAGAAGAUUUUUCUAUAUCUAAAGCAGUUUUCAUUGAGAACUUGGGUAACUUUUAAUCUAGAUAGGACAGAACGUCUGAACCUCAAUUGCCCAUAAUUUCACCUUCCUAGGGAAGAUUGCAAAAGCCUUUCAUAAUAUAGUAGAGGAAGCAAGUUAAAAAUAAAUUUCCGAACAGCCCUUAAAUGGCAUCUCAGAGAGAAGGAUUACAAGUGAAUACACAGUAUUAAUCUAAAGCUAGCUUGGCUGAGUAGCUCAUGAAUCAAAUAAACUUGAUAGGUUCAACAGCUGUUACUGGCUUAAAUUCCUAUUCUUCACAACCAAACUAUCAUUAAGGCCUAGCUGAUAGCAAGCCAAUUGCGGGUAUUAAUGGCAAGCGCUUUAAGAAUAGCAAUAGAGUUAUAAUAAACUGUGGAGGGUAAGGUGAGUUAAAUGUUGGGAACCCAAAUUCAGUGACAAACACUCCAGGCUAAAACCAUAAAAAAUCUCAAUGA